Molecule: messenger RNA, 4583 nt
Organism: Ipomoea nil (Japanese morning glory)
Lineage: Eukaryota; Viridiplantae; Streptophyta; Magnoliopsida; Solanales; Convolvulaceae
Product: phospholipid-transporting ATPase 1-like
Exons: 7
Coding region: 616-4275 (1219 amino acids)
Biological process (GO): phospholipid translocation
Cellular component (GO): plasma membrane
Molecular function (GO): ATP binding; ATPase-coupled intramembrane lipid carrier activity; ATP hydrolysis activity
Source: RefSeq, a predicted model, not a curated record
GUUUCUUGCAACUUUCGCUCCAUCUCUCUCUUUCUGUUCUACAUUAGAAGUUAGAACAAUGUCUUUGACUUUUGAAUUUUCCCUCCUCUCUCUCUCACAUAUAUGCAAAACAAGAAUUCUUCUUUUCAAACACUCCUGCAAAAUCAAAGGCAACCCAGGCACACAUACAGCUCCAUCUCUCUCUCUAAAAUUUGCCCUUUUUUCCCAUACAAGUAAGUCUUGACGUUACAUUAAAUUAAAUUCAUCAAGGUGUAGAUACAGUUACUCACAGUUGUUGCUGUAGUGUUUGUAAUUUUCUCAUUUCUGUGGGAUUUCCGUAUUUUGUUGUUAUAGCUGAGUUUGAAGUAGUGUUUAUUGUGUUUUUGGAGGUUUUAGCUGAGGUCAAAAUCUGGGUAUUGGUUGAACCUUUGAGCUUUGCUGAAGUUGGAUUCUGGGUAGUUCAAAUUUAUUACAAGUUUAGAACUUUGGUGGUUUUGAUUGGGUAGUUUACAGAAUUGAAUAUCUGAAAUUUUUGUUAGUUUUGGGGUGAGGUGAGAGAUCUUUAUCUUGUUGUGGCUAUAUGUCCUUGAUAGAGUUUCAUUCUGAUCUGUUGAAGAGGCCUUUGAUCUUCAUGUUAUGGCCUGGCAACAGCGCCCACUUUUGAUUCCUUCCCCAAGAACUCCAGGAGUUGAAGAACUUCCUUAUACACCUGUUUUUAUUGAUCAACUGAAAGAGUCUAAGUCUGUUUCGAAUACCGCCAAAUCGCCCUUUGGAAUGGAUUCAAACAGCCAUUCUGAGAUUUCCACAUUCCCUGAGUCCUUCCACAGUUCAUCUCGGUCUUCGAAUAGGUUUAGGGACUCUAGGGCGGGCUCGAUUAAGGAAGAGAGUUUUGGCGGGUUAGGAUCAAGGGGGACGAGACAUGGAUCGUAUGGGGCUGGCUCAGAGGGGUUUAGCAGGUCCCUGAAAGAAAUUAGUGAUGAGGAUGCCAGAUUGGUAUAUAUAAAUGAUCCUUCCAAGACCAAUGAGAAUUUUAAAUUUGCUCGGAAUUCAAUUAGGACGGCAAAAUACUCCAUCAUUACCUUCCUACCACGAAACCUCUUUGAACAGUUCCAUAGAGUUGCAUAUAUUUACUUUCUUGUUAUUGCCAUCCUUAAUCAAAUACCCCAGAUGGCAGUUUUUGGUCGAGAAGCUUCUAUUCUUCCAUUAGCUUUUGUACUAUUAGUUACGGCAGUUAAGGAUGCCUAUGAAGACUAUAGGCGGCACGGGUCUGAUAAGGUUGAGAAUCGUCGAUUGGCUUCGGUUUUGGUAAAUGGUCAAUUCCAACAGAAGAAAUGGAAAGAUGUAAUGGUAGGGGAAAUCAUCAAAAUUUCUUCGGGUGAACCUAUCCCUUGUGACAUGGUGCUUCUCUCAACGAGUGAUACAACUGGGGUUGCAUAUAUCCAGACAAUAAAUUUGGAUGGAGAAUCGAAUUUGAAGACACGGUAUGCAAAACAGGAGACACAAAUGAAAAAUCCAGAAACGGAGAAAGUAGAUGGAUUGAUCAAGUGCGAGAAGCCCAGUAGGAACAUUUAUGGCUUUCAGGCAAACAUGGAGGUAGAGGGAAAGCGUGUUUCUCUCGGACCUUCCAAUAUUAUUCUCCGUGGUUGUGACCUCAAGAAUACUGCUUGGGCAAUCGGGGUAGUAGUAUAUGCUGGCCAAGAGACAAAAGCAAUGCUGAAUAACUCGGGAGCUCCAUCCAAACGGAGCCGUCUCGAGACUCGUAUGAACCGGGAGAUCAUUAUCCUCUCGUUUUUCCUCGUUGCACUGUGUACUGUCGUCUCUAUUUGUGCUGGUGUUUGGCUGAGGCAUCACAAGGACGAUCUUGAUAUUAUCCCUUUCUUCCGGAGAAAAGACUAUUCAGAAACCGAGGUUGAGAACUAUAAUUAUUAUGGUUGGGGAGCCCAGAUAGUAUUUACGUUUCUUAUGUGUGUUAUUGUCUACCAAGUCAUGAUCCCUAUAUCAUUAUACAUAUCCAUGGAGCUUGUUCGUAUUGGUCAGGCUUAUUUUAUGAUUCAAGAUAACCGGAUGUUCGAUGAAGCCUCGAACUCAAGGUUCCAAUGUAGGGCGCUUAAUAUAAAUGAAGAUUUGGGACAAGUAAAAUAUGUUUUCUCCGAUAAAACUGGCACAUUAACUGAGAACAAGAUGGAAUUUCAAUGUGCAAGCAUUUGGGGAGUAGAUUAUGGCAGCACAAAGUCCAGUCUUGUAGAAGAUCAAGUCCCAUACAAUGUUCAAGUGGAUGGGCAGGUUUUAAGGCCGAAGAUGAAGGUAAUGGUGGAUCCAGAGCUUAUUAAAAUCUCAAAAGCUGGAAAACAAACGGAUCGAGGAAAACGUAUUCACGAUUUCUUCCUUGCCUUGGCUGCUUGCAACACUAUUGUUCCUCUUACUGUAGAUUCAUCGGAUCCAGCGGUGAAGUUGAUUGAAUAUCAAGGAGAGUCUCCUGAUGAGCAGGCAUUGGUAUAUGCUGCAGCAGCUUAUGGUUUCAUGCUUAUCGAACGAACAUCUGGGCAUAUUGUUAUUGAUAUUCAAGGAGAAAAGCAAAGGUUCGAUGUUUUGGGUUUGCAUGAGUUUGACAGUUAUCGGAAGAGGAUGUCAGUAAUAUUAGGUUGCCCCGAUAACACAAUAAAGCUUUUUGUCAAAGGCGCUGAUACAACCAUGUUUAGUGUAAUCGAUACAUCGUUGAAUUCGGACAUAGUUCAUGCAACUGAAUCACAUCUCCAUUCCUAUUCCUCGAUGGGUUUGAGAACUCUCGUGGUGGGAAUGCGAGAACUGAGUGCUUCUGAACUUGAACGGUGGCAGUCUUCUUACGAGGCAGCAAGCACUGCUGUGAUUGGAAGGGCAGCUUUACUUCGUAAAGUCGCUACUGAUAUUGAAACCAACCUUAGCAUAUUAGGGGCUUCGGGGAUCGAAGAUAAACUGCAACAAGGCGUGCCAGAAGCAAUCGAGUCUUUGAGAGAAGCAGGCAUUAAAGUUUGGGUUUUGACGGGAGACAAGCAAGAAACUGCGAUUUCAAUUGGCUACUCAUCUAAGCUUUUAACGAGUACGAUGACCCAUAUUACGAUUAAAAACAACUCUAAGGAUUCGUGCAAGAGGAGUUUGGAAGAAGGGUUGAGAUUGACUAAGAAGCAUGCUGCACAUAAUUCUGAAGCAAACUCUGUAGCUAGUACAAGUUCAGUUGCCUUGAUCAUUGAUGGAACGAGCCUUGUUCAUAUCCUUGAUAGUGAACUUGAAGAGCAGUUGUUCCAGCUAGCUAGUAACUGUACUGUGGUACUUUGCUGUCGAGUAGCUCCGCUGCAAAAAGCUGGUAUUGUUGCCCUCAUAAAGAGCCGAACAGAUGACAUGACCCUCGCAAUUGGAGAUGGUGCUAAUGAUGUUUCAAUGAUCCAAACUGCUGACGUGGGGAUUGGUAUCAGUGGCCAAGAAGGUCGGCAAGCUGUCAUGGCAUCGGAUUUCGCGAUGGCCCAAUUCAGAUUCUUGGUCCCUCUUUUAUUGGUUCAUGGACAUUGGAACUACCAGCGAUUGGGCUACAUGAUAUUAUACAACUUUUACAGGAAUGCUAUUUUGGUUCUUGUCCUAUUCUGGUAUGCACUCUUUACGGCUUUCACUUUAACUACAGCCAUCACUGAUUGGAGUAGCGUGUUGUAUUCUAUAAUCUAUUCUUCACUGCCUACAAUAGUUGUUGGGGUUCUCGAUAAGGAUGUGAGUAGAACGACCCUUCUGAAGUACCCUCAACUUUAUGGAGCUGGACAGAGAGAAGAAAGCUACAACGGGAAAUUGUUUUGGGUGACGAUAUUGGACACUGUAUGGCAAAGUGCAGUUGCCUUCUUCGUGCCUCUAAUUGCAUACUGGAAAAGGGAUAUCGAUAUUUCGAGCCUUGGCGAUCUUUGGAUACUUGCAGUCGUUAUUUUGGUUAACCUACAUUUAGCCAUGGAUGUAAUUCGGUGGAAUUGGAUCACUCAUGCUGCCAUUUGGGGAUCGAUUAUAGCAACUGUUAUCUGUGUCAUUAUCAUUGAUUUAUUGUCAUUUCUUCCUGGUUAUUGGGCCAUCUUCCACGUCGCAGGGGAUGCCACGUUUUGGUUGUGCUUGAUUGGUAUCAUUGUAGCUUCUCUCAUUCCACGAUUCAUUGUUAAAGUUUUCGUUCAGCACUUUAUGCCUAGUGAUAUCCAGAUUGCGAGAGAGGAGGAGAAGUUUGGGCACAGAACAGCGUCUCGAGAUGCAGAAAUAGAAAUGAACCCAGUUUUCGAUUCUCCUCAACGAUGAGUAUUUGUUCUUCUCCCCCUUCUUUUGUAAAGUUUGUCAAUAUUUACGUUGCAUAGUCGAUUUUCCACUUUGCUGCCAGUUUUUUGUUUGCUUCAUACAUAGGUCAGCAUUCUUUUUUCUUGUUGUUCUUUAAGCACUGUAAUCAUAUAUUAGCCAUAGUCACAAAAGCAUUCUUUCUUUAAUUUUUUUUUGUACAACACAAAUCAUAUAGUGAGCAUUAUGUAACAGGAAUCCAUGUUAAUAGAAAAAGCACACAUGAGUUUUCUGUUUUCUCUUGAAAUCUUGAAUACAAUAUUGUUGUCUCCUCC